Molecule: messenger RNA, 905 nt
Organism: Erythranthe guttata (spotted monkey flower)
Lineage: Eukaryota; Viridiplantae; Streptophyta; Magnoliopsida; Lamiales; Phrymaceae
Source: RefSeq, a predicted model, not a curated record
CAUUUAAUAUUAAUAUGUCCGAUACAUAUUCAAUAUAUACCACCUCAAAUUCGUGUUUUGGUAAUUAGAAACGACCGAAGAAAAAGAAGAUGGAGAAACUAUGCACAAUAUUAAUUCUUCUGCUUUCUUUCUCAAUCUCGGGCCUUGUUGUGACGACAAUAGCACAGCCCGUUAACGGCGAAGGGCCCGAAGCAGUAGAGCAAUGGUUCAAAGACCUUCCGAAUGCAAAGGAAAAAACAACGAAACUCCACUUCUACUUUCACGAUAUCGUAGCUGGCGAUAACCCGAGUGCUGUUACAGUCGCAAAGCCAAAUUCCACCGUCGUUUAUCUGACGAAUUUCGGGCUAGUACGAGUGAUGGACAACCAGUUGACCGUUGGGCCCGAGCCCGAUUCGAAGAUCAUCGGGCGGGCCCAGGGAAUCUACGCCUCGGCUUCGAUGGAGGAAUUCGGUUUGCUAAUGACGCUGAAUUAUGUGUUCACGGAUGGGAAAUAUAACGGUAGCACGCUUACUAUAGUUGGCCAUAAUCCGAUAUUGAAUGAGUAUAGAGAGAUGCCUAUUGUCGGCGGCUCUGGUGUUUUCCGGCUGGCGAGAGGCGUCGCCACCGCGCAGACGGUCUGGUUUAAUCUUACCUCCCAAGAUGCUAUUGUGGAGUAUGAUGUCAUUGUCUUGCAUUAUGAUUUUUGAUUGCUUUUUUGAUUGAUUUUUGAUUGCUCGAUUGAUUUACUAUUAUUAUUUUUAUAUUAUUGUUAUUUGUUGUUGUCCGGCUUAGCGUUUUUUUAUUUUAUUUCAUCUUUUAGUAUGAUGUUAUUGUAUUGCAUUAUUAAUUUCAAAUUUCUAGUUCCUUUCAAUAAUUAAAUUUGUGUUCACUUUGAAUAAUUAAUAUGGUAAAUUCCAAUUUCUCCA